Molecule: messenger RNA, 1713 nt
Organism: Brienomyrus brachyistius
Lineage: Eukaryota; Metazoa; Chordata; Actinopteri; Osteoglossiformes; Mormyridae
Exons: 5
Coding region: 829-1533 (234 amino acids)
Source: RefSeq, a predicted model, not a curated record
CCCAGACCUAUUCUGGGCAGAAACCGUUGUGGUUUUCUCUAUAAGUCAGAAGCCGCUCAUGUAGAUCUAAAUUCAGUCUUUAUUGGAAUAAUGAAGUUACAACCAAGGCUGCACACUUAAAGUGUGUCCAGUAUUGUUCUACACCAAUUUUUAUACAUUUUCUUAUCGUUUAACAAUAUCUCGUCAUUUAAGCAUCAUCAUUCCUUCAACCAUGACUGUCUCAUUUGGUUUCUGAGCUAUUAACUCUUUAGUGCAUUGCCCCUAUGCCAUGUAAUAUGGAUACUGUGGUGUACGGCCACGACAGAGGGGACAGACCCCGUAAUGCAGUGUCCAGCUGGUUUAAUGAUCGAACCAGAAACAAACAGGGUUAAACUGAGGAUCCAAAGUCAUGGUUGUAGGGCAGGCAAUGGUUGGUGUCCAGGAAUGACAGUCCUACGUGGAGUGACGGGACAAGAGGAUUGGAAGGGGGACACGAAACAGAUGGAGGAGCAGGGAAGGAUGGAGCAGGCAGGUAGGGCAGGCAGAAGAAGGUGGGUGGAUGGAACAGGCGAGACAGGCAGGGCAGGCGGAACAGCAGGGCAGGAUACAGCAGGCAGGGCGAUCGGGGAAAACAAGAGACAGAAAAUUGCUCGGUAUGGCACAUUAGAACAAUGGCAACAAUACUUCGCAAUGAGCCUAGGACUUUGACAGCUUUAUGACACAGAGCGAUUAGCGUGCAUUGUCCCCCAAAUUCCCCUGUUCAAUGCACAUUUCAUAGGACACGGCUGUCUCAUUUGGUUUCAGAGCUAUUAACCCUUUAGUGCAUUGGUCCUAUGGCAUGCACUUAACAUGCAACAACUAAAGACUGAGUGGCCGUUCCUGUUUAUGAAGAGGUUCCUGAUGCAGCAUUUUAGUACGCUUACAGGAAUUGAACUGGAAUCAAGACUUGAGGAGUCCAUUGCUGGGAAAGGAAGAAGGGUACUCCAGUUUUUCAAGGGUCAGCUCCUGCGCUGGAAGAAAGAGGUGAGGACAGUCCUCGCUGACCUUGAAAGGCAACCUGAAGAUGUGGACCUCAGCCUUGCUCUCAUCUUGGUGAUGAUGGCCUUCUUCAAGGACAGAGAAGAUUCCAUUUUCCUUCUGGCUGAUGUCACUACCCCCCAGGCAGAUGUGGGGACCCAGCUGUCCCUGCCCAACACACCAAGGAUAAUCCUACUGGGAGAUUCCAUUCUGGCAUCAAGAAAAUGGAUGCUGGCCAUGGAGGGAAAGUUGGUCAUAGAAGCCACUCAUCUACAGCUGGACUUCACCUGUGCCCUGGCUGUCCUAUUUGCAGCAUAUUAUGUAUUUAACAUGGAGUAUGAAGGAGAGGCAGCAACAACACUGGAAUUCAUCCAGAGGUUUCUCGUACGGAUAAACCCUGAGAAUUCAAAGUGCACAUCCAGGUUUCAUGUGAGCAAGAGGAGUGGCAAGACUGUGCAGAGGAAGACAAUGGCCCUGAAUCCGCACGUCGCCUCAUUUAUCAGGGACUUCACAGACUAUGAUUGGAAAAAUCAUUAAGGACCAUCAUAUGUCUUGGGGUCUCUGCUCCACAUGAUGCCACCACCUACCACCAUCCUCCACAUCUGCCCCUCAUCAUGCACUUUCACCCUGCACCUCAUCUCUAAUGCUGCAAUUUUGUUGUUCUGUGUCAGCACUACUGUGUUAUUGUUCAAAUUUCACAAUAAACUUUCAGCUUUC